UCGCGGCUUGCGCGUGACGUGUGGACGUACCCACUGACGCAUCGCCAGCCGCAGUGUCCAUGGCAACGGGGCCUGGGCCGGUGGAGGUCGCGUAAGGCGCGGGUGGAGGAGCAGCAAGCGGUUGUUUCUGUGGGGACGAUGCCCCGGUUGAGUGAUACCUUAUGGGACAUAGCUGUGGCUGAAGUUUCUAAAAAUAGUGAAGAGAAAGAAAAUGAAGAAGACUUGGAAACAAGGGAACGAUCUGUAUUUUUCCUGGGAAGCAAGAGUGGGGGGAAAACUACAAUUAUACUCAGAUUCCUUGACAGGGAUGAAGUUUCAAAGCCAACGUUAGCUUUGGAAUAUACUUUUGGAAGAAGAGCAAGAGGACAUAACACCCCAAAAGAUAUUUCUCAUUUUUGGGAACUAGGUGGUGGAACCUUGUUAUCUGAUCUUUCCCAGAUUCCAAUCACUGUUGACAACGUAAGGACCCUUUCUGUUGUUUUGGUAUUAGACCUUUCCAAACCCAAUGACCUGUGGCAAACCAUGGAAAAGCUACUGACUGUGACAAAGAACCAUAUAAACAAAACUAUGAAUGAACUAGGUAAAAAAGAUUCCAUUAAUAUAAAUGAGAUCAAGCAAAGAUCGUGGAAAAAUUUACAGAAGAAUCACCCGGACUGGGAACUUGUUGAUCCAUUUCCUCUUCCUCUAGUUAUAAUUGGAAGCAAGUAUGAUAUUUUACAGAAUUUUGAAUCUGAAAAAAGAAGAGUAAUUUGCAAGACAUUGCGUUUUGUUGCUCAUUACUAUGGAGCUUCACUAUUGUUUUACAGCAAUAAAUCAGAAGCUACGGUAUCUAAGUUGCGAACUGUCCUGAACAAUUUGGCAUUUGGCACAGACAGAAGCAAAACAAUAUCUGUGGAGUACAACAAACCAUUGUUUGUCCCCGCUGGAAUGGACUCAUUGAGUCAGAUUGGAUCUCCACCUGCUACUGAAGUUGACUUGGGCAAAAUAAAUGCACGGAAUCCGAUUGAUCUGUGGAAGAAAGUAUAUGAGAGGUUAUUCCCAUGUGAGAGUACUGGAGAAUUCAAAGAUAUUAUGGAUCCAGCCAAAGUACCACAGUAUGCUGAACCUGAGGUGGAUGUAAUGAGGACACAAAAGGACCAGGAACUUGAACAAUAUAAAAGAAAUGCAUCAAAAUCAUGGAAAGAAAUGGAAUUUGACAUGCAUGGUAGAUAAUUGAACAUUCAGUAUUCAAUGGUGCAAUUUGAAUUUGAAAAUAAUUUUUGUAGUCCAUAAUUAACUUUUUGGCAAUUAUCUAGAGUGCCAUUAUAUGUGCAUUGUUUUAACAUUAUUCUUUUGUACAUUAACUAGUAUUGCACAUUUCAUUUCUGUUUCAGUAAAUUAAAUGUUCUAUUUCCUCUUCAAAUUUAUUGAGCCUAAUAAAUGUCGAUGAAAAAAUU
Messenger RNA from Leucoraja erinaceus (little skate), 1436 nucleotides. RefSeq names its product dynein, cytoplasmic 2, light intermediate chain 1 (gene dync2li1). Gene Ontology annotation, molecular function: dynein heavy chain binding. The record is from RefSeq and is a predicted model, not a curated record. The transcript is spliced from 13 exons. Gene Ontology annotation, biological process: intraciliary transport involved in cilium assembly; intraciliary retrograde transport. Gene Ontology annotation, cellular component: cytoplasmic dynein complex; ciliary basal body; axoneme. NCBI's taxonomy places the organism in Eukaryota, Metazoa, Chordata, Chondrichthyes, Rajiformes, Rajidae. Bases 139 to 1212 code for a protein of 357 amino acids.